CUAGUUAAAUUGCAGGAUAAAGAAGAUUGGGGCUGUAAUUAGCUUUGUGACAUGGCAAAAGAUUCAUCUGAUUUUGAUUUUGCAGAAGAUAUUUACAGGUCAGAAGUCCUUGAUGAAGGGGAUUUAGAACAAUUAGAUGCCAAGUUUGUUGAAGAGUUACAGUUUCAAGAAGCAAUAUUUUCCUCAGUCAAACAAAAUAUGUCAUCCUCAACCUCAAGGCCAAUGAAUAUCCAAGCAACCUCAUCGAUGUCUAAGCCCGAGGCAAGGAAGUCUGCAACAGAAGUUGUUGAAUCCUCCCUAAGGUACUGUGAGAUAUGCUUUGAUAGAAAGGAAAGGCAUCAAAUGUUCACAAUCUCAGGUUGCUCCCACUCAUUUUGCUCCGAUUGCAUUAGCAUGCUUGUAAAGACAAGGCUUGAGGAAAAUAUAACUAUAAUCAUGUGCCCAGGGGAGAAUUGCAAAUACAUUUUGGAGCUUGAAGCAUGUAGGCCUCUGCUUCCUAAGGAGGUGAUCAAUCAUUGGGAGGAUUUACUAUGUGAAGAACUACUUUGUGCAACUGGCGGAAGACUUUACUGUCCUUUCAAGGAUUGUUCGGCCUUAUUGCUGAAUGAUGACCAAGAAGUCAUAGCAGAAACUGAGUGCCCUGUCUGCCAUAGAUUGUUCUGUGCCCAAUGUCUUGUUAAAUGGCAUCCCGGGAUCGACUGUGAGGAGUAUCAGAAGCUGAGCGAGGAUGAGAGAGGAAGAGAAGACCUCAUGGUGAGGAACCUUGCCCAAGAGAAUAAAUGGCGUAGGUGUCCCAGUUGCCAUAUGAUAGUAGAAAGAACAGAAGGCUGUCUACAUAUGACUUGCAGGUGUAAGGUCGAAUUUUGUUACGCGUGUGGAGCAGAAUGGGCUCAUGAUCAUGGUGGCUGUCAGGGCAACUAAAGACCAAAGCAUGAGAAGGAUAACAAAAGAACGUGAAAAGCAGUUAGUGAAGUUGUUUUCAAUCAUUGGAAGUGGCUCUCAGCAUCCAGAUAGAAAUGAACACAAUUUGUCCUGAGAAGUUUGGUCUUGGUUUAGUAUUCUAGACCAGGAAGCUGCAAGCAUACAAUGUAAUGCAUGGUAGAAAAUUUGUGUCACCUUCUGAAUGUCAUUUGGCUUUGUUUGCUGCUAUUGAGAAUAAUUUUAAAGAGAACUCUAAAAUUGAGCAUUCAAGUUACCCGAUUACUUUCAACAAGUACACAGUACAUUUAAACUUCUCUUCAACCGCUGACUAGGUACAUCUGUUUACUAAGUAUAACAAGAGAAAAUUGAUGGAGACAGAAUUUUCAAUAUACAUUUUUUAUUUUUAC
Messenger RNA from Durio zibethinus, 1328 nucleotides. RefSeq names its product E3 ubiquitin-protein ligase RSL1-like. Gene Ontology annotation, biological process: protein ubiquitination. The record is from RefSeq and is a predicted model, not a curated record. NCBI's taxonomy places the organism in Eukaryota, Viridiplantae, Streptophyta, Magnoliopsida, Malvales, Malvaceae. Gene Ontology annotation, molecular function: zinc ion binding; ubiquitin-protein transferase activity.